Sparassis crispa is the source of this 1635-nucleotide messenger RNA. RefSeq lists its product as hypothetical. Lineage: Eukaryota; Fungi; Basidiomycota; Agaricomycetes; Polyporales; Sparassidaceae. The record is from RefSeq and is a predicted model, not a curated record. The transcript has 4 exons. Bases 1 to 1635 code for a protein of 544 amino acids.
AUGCCCUCCAUGCUCGACCUCUUCAAGCGGCACAAGACCCACUCCACUGAGCGUGCCCAGGCGCACGACGACGCGGACGACGUCGCACGCAGACUCGCGUCGUUCACGCUGAGAGGCGAUCCCGACGAGCAGCACAGGCGGCAUUCCGAUCAGAAUGCACGACCUGGCGGGUUUGUGGGUGGUUUCAGCCUGGCGGUGCCGGAUGACCGCGUUCCUCUCCCACCGCACGACGCGUCCGCAGACUCUGCGUGGACAGUGCAGUUCCCGGCACCCGCGCGCUACGGUCCACCACCCCCAGGUCCCCUCCCAAGACCUCCAGCAUUUUCUCCCAUGCCCGUUCCGCAACAUGCCCCACAGCCGAUGUCGAUGACAAUGCAGCAUGCCCUCGCGGCGCCGUUCGCGUCCCCCGAGCAUGCAUCCUCUGAGCAGCACCUUAGGCCUGCUAUUCCAGACGUGCCUACGCGUCCCUACUCCGAUCCUGCAGUUCCGACGCGUCAAGCGGCAUCAUCUUCUGCAGAAAGACCGCCCGCGCCUGUGCGUGUGCGUGCGGCGCAGCAUCUAAGGCCAUAUGCACCAGACAUAUCUGCACGUACGCAGUCUGACUUAGUGGUUUCGGUGCAUGACGGUGCGGUACCUUCAUCCUCUGCAGCAACACAAAGAUCAGUUCCAACGACCCCGAGGCGUCCCCCUGCAGUUCGAACACCCUCGUCUGCGCCAUCUAAACCUGUUUCCUCACGCGGUCCUCCUCAGCGUCCACCGCUGCAGAGUCCGAUUCAAAGGCGGCGCGCAGCGUCUUCUCCGCCUUCGUCAACGUCAACGUCUGUGUUGAACACGGUCCAGUGCAACGGCACAACGAAAGCCGACAAGCGCUGCAAGAAGAGAGUGAAGGUCUCUCCGGAUGCGGACACAGAACUAGAUCAAUACUUCUGCCAUAUCCAUAUGAAGGCAUUGUUGGAACCGAAAGAAAUCAUCUUAAGGACAAAGGACGGGGACCGAUACGUUAAGGUUGCGGAUUGGAUACCGGAAUACUUACAGCAUUCCACACAAGCUAACUUACGUUUAACGAUGGAGAAGCCGAUAUCCAAGGCUGACGUUCCGGGUUACAUAUACACGUUCGAGAUACGAGAUUCAGAGAAUACUGAGCAUAUUCAACUGAAAGUUGGACGUGCAGUUAAGCUCACGAAACGCAUCGACGAAUGGAGCAAGCAGUGCGGCUCGAAGCCGCAGGUUUUACGAGGAUACUGGCCUAGCGGUGUUGAUACGGAUGACGGUAGCCUCAUGAAAGGCCGCGUGCGUGUUGGCGAGAAGGGCAUGUGGUGCCAUCGGGUAGAGCGUCUCGUACACCUCGAACUAGCGGACUUGGCAGUGAACUCACCAUACCUUGAUGAUGACUUUCCAAAGACGAGGGCUCAGCCACAGGACACUCCUACGCGAGAGGCAAGUACACGGAAGAAGACUCCUUGUUCCGACUGCGAUAAGAUCCAUAGAGAGAUCUUCACCUUUGCCCGCUCAGAGCACAGUCGAUACCAUGGAAAGGAAUGGGAGUCUCUCGUCAGGCCAGUGAUUGAGAAAUGGGGUGGAUUCGUAGAAGCUUAUUUUGGUCGUGAGGUCGUAGAUCUUACGUUGGACGACUGA